ACUCGCGUCAGGGGAGCUUGUGGGCGAAUCCCCUUCUAAGCGCGCACGAUUAUUUAAAAAACGUAGUAAACAAAUGAAUAAUAUUAGCCAUUCGACGUACAGGUUUACGAACGUAAUUCGAUAAUGGAUAAAUUCGAGUGAUUUGAAAACGGUAUUAUAAAGAAAUCUGUGAAGUUUGACGUUGUACGGAUAAAUCUGUUGAAACUUACGGCGGGAAAAGUUGUUCGUUUGAAAACAAAAGAAACGAAAACCGAACAAGACGUAGUAUCUUUUUAUUUUUGUGUCCAAUAUUUAUUUUCGUUUUUCGGCUCAUAUUUUGCGCAAAUAUGAUUAUGACCGUGAAGUUUUUACUGAUGGUUGUUGGGCUGGCAGGAAACCGUUGCUAUGGAGCACCAGCCAGCGUGACGGACGCUGUCCUGCUGGGUGAGAUCGACAUAAUGACCGACGACGAGGUUGAAAUAUCGACUGAAGAACCUGUACCAAAAAAGUGUUACUUUGGGGGAACGACCUACACCCAUAGUCAAACGAUACCAACGAGUGAUCCGUGUUCGCAUUGCCUCUGCGUUGCCGGUGAAGUUUAUUGCUGGUGGCAGGACUGCCUUCUCCACUCGGAACCGGAAGACUUUGAGAACUUUGACGGAAGCUUAAAGAGCACCGAGAUUCCGGGGGCUUUUUUAAGCGUAAACUCGUCCCUCGGCACUGCUGCGACCUUAGAAGCGGAUGACAACGAAACAAUGACAACCGAGAGUUCGGAAUUAGCGGCUCAAAUCAUCGAAGAAGAGGGAUACAUGGAUGUAAAUUCAACAUAUCAAGACUUUGGCACCCAGAGCACACUUCCGACGACCUGCGUCGUUAUGGGUGUGGAGUACAAGGAAGGUGAAGCGCUGCCACAUUCGACCGGAAAUUGCGUGCAAUGCGGCUGCGGAGCCGCUGGUCGGGUCGAAUGUUCCCCGCAGGACUGCGUCCCGCUAUUGCAGCCUCCUUCAGGAGCUGGGGUCGAUCUAUCCAGAGGAAUGGACGAGAUUUUUUAGACAGGAUUUUGGCGGUUUGAUGAUGAUGAUGAGAGAUUUUAAACCGUGAAGAAAUCAGCAUUCAAUAUGCGGCAGAAUAUGAAAUCUGUAUGGAAAAUUGUAAGUAAUAAAUAGGAAGAGAAAAAACGCCCUUUUUCCAUUCCUGUUCGAUAAUUAUGAGGAACUGUAUUACAGCAAAAUUGCAGCCACUGAAACAAAUUUGUGGAUAAAUGAUACGAGAAUUUAAAUUUCACUAAUAUUGAGUGUGCACAGGUAUAAUACGCAUAAUGAAACGUAUUUAAAAAUAUGAUGAAAAUAAAUGUUAAAACCUAGUCUAAUAAUAUGCGAUACACAUACUGAUACAUACGUAAAUACCUAAAUAGAUAAUUCGUAGAGUGUAGAAACGUCUAGCCUAGAUUUUUUUAACACCAGGAAAAAAAAACAAGAAAAAAAAAACGACAUAAAGAUGAAACGAAAAAGAAAAACGAGACAAGUGCAGGAUAAUAUGAUCGAAUUUUUAGAAAAUCCUUUUGACUUUUGACUUUUGAGACCUGUAGCAUGUAUUAUAAUAUUAUACAUACGUAUGUAAUAUGAUCGAUGCGAAUGAAAAUUUUACCCAUAUCAUGAUCCCAUAUCGUAAUUUACCUAUCGUGUGCAAUACGCAUUUACGUAUACAUAUAAUAUACAUGUGCAACAAAAACAUGUUAUGCGGUAUGUCUAGAAUUAUAUUGAAUUACGUUUACGAAUUAGUGUUUACUUGAUCCAAAAUAGUUUGAAUAGAUUUGAAUAUUUAUAACAUAUCUGCAUUUUGUUUCAUGGUUAACUUCGUUAUUAUAUUUAUAGUUGCUGCGAACGCCGCAUGAACUUUGUAAUAAUAACCUUUAUCAUUUUAUGAUCAAAAUACUCGUUGGAAAGUUAAAUUCAGACAUUAAAUUUAAAGAAUAAUUAUAUGUAUACAAUAAUGAUAACACUACGAGUAUAUUAUAGUACCAACAUAACAAAGUUGUAUUAGAAAUUUACAUUCAUUAUAUAGUGUUAAAUAUAUAUAUUAUAUAUAUUGAUAUAAUAGCAUAUUAUAAAUAUAUACAGACAUACUGAGAACCAACUAUCAAUAAUAAUAAUUAAAUUAACAGUAAUAACGAUGAAUGAUAAUUAACUAUUGGUUGCAUGAAGUAGAUCAGCCUGGGUAUUUUUUUCCAUCCAACUUUACCAAAUUCUUAAUUGCAAUUAACUCGAUGAAUUUUCGUACUAUAGAAGGAAAUAAAUUAUUCGGCAGAAAAAUGCUACAGCUCUGAAAUGACUACCGAUAUGAUAAAACAUUACUGAUCCGUUUCAUGCGAAAUAUUCAUAUACUCAAUAAAUAUACGUACACAGAAAAGUAUUAUAGUAUUUGGUGUGUAGAAAAAUGGAUAGGUGUAAUAACAUUAUAAAAUGGAAGUUAUAAAGUAUAUACACUAUAUUAUAUAAUAAUUCAUCAAUAUCAAAAUGACUAUCGUGGAUGAAAGAAAUCAUACAUACACAUAUGUUACAUACACACGUAUGAAACAUUAUCGUAAUAUGUACAUUUACAUAUUAUAAUACAUGACGUUGAAUGUUGUAGAGAACAGGAAACCUAGUAAAAUACCAAAGUAUUCGAUAGGUAGACUCAAAUGUGAUAUAUACACACACUACUUGCCACGAAAAAAAAAAAAAAAAAAACGAAAAGGGAAGAAAAAAAAGAAUAACUUUUAUCUGACAAUUUACAAA
This is a messenger RNA of Neodiprion fabricii, 2756 nucleotides long. RefSeq lists its product as uncharacterized. The transcript has 4 exons. The record is from RefSeq and is a predicted model, not a curated record. Bases 327 to 1031 code for a protein of 234 amino acids. Lineage: Eukaryota; Metazoa; Arthropoda; Insecta; Hymenoptera; Diprionidae.